Messenger RNA from Paramecium pentaurelia, 560 nucleotides. Lineage: Eukaryota; Ciliophora; Oligohymenophorea; Peniculida; Parameciidae. The record is from the annotation of a GenBank genome assembly.
UAUGGGAAAGAAGAAACCAGAUAGUUUUUUAAGUUAAUUAUCUAAAUUGUUUAAUGGUGAGAAAAUCAUUAAAUUAACUAUCAAGAGAAGUAUAUAAGUUAUUUAUUAUUUAUAGAUUUGAAAGAGCAAUAUCCACAACUUCGAAAAAGAUUGAGAAGAAAAUAGAAGUAACAAUUAUUGAGUGAAAUUAAAUAAGUUAAUGAUAUUAAUGAAAUUAUCAUUAGAUCAUAAACACAGAAAUUAACAAUUUCUACAUCUUCAAAUAAAUAACAAAUUAAUAAAUUUGCUGAUUCAUUAUCUAAUAUCUAUCGUUUAUAUUGUCACGAUCAAUAGAAAUAGAUUAAAGUAUGUUUUUUUGUCUAUUUAGAAAAAACCUGUUUUAUUACCAACUUAACCUAAUGCUAAAUCUAAAACUUAAUAAAGAUUAAAAGCCAAAAAAUUGAGAAACAAAGAAAGACGAUAAAAAAGACAUGAACUAUAGAAAUUAAAGAAAAAGGAUUUGCAAAGAUAAAAAACAUUUGCAAGCAAAAAAAGAGAAGAUUAAUAAUAAUGAUAUAUGU